AUGGAUGUCUUUAAGAAUUUUUUUUUUGAUUUUCAUAUUUCAUUUGUCUACGCUAAAUUUCUAUCUAAAUCUUUCAUUUUUUUCUAUUACCCAUUAUUAUAUCUAUCUAUCUUUAUUUAUUAUAUUCUAUCUAUUUUAUCUAAUUUAUCUAUCUAUCUUUAUCAUGUUGGAAUUUUUUUCAAAAAUUUCAUAUCUAUCUUAUUAUCCAUCUAUCUAUCUAUUUAUCUAUGGAUUUCAUAUCAAAAUUCCUAUCUAUUUUUUCAUUUUGUCAAUAUCUAUCUAUCUAUCUAUCUAUCUAUCUAUUUUUUUUCAUAUCUAUCUAUUUAUAGCUGUUCAUCUAUCUAUCUCAAUAUUUGUUUUGGAUCUAUCUAUAUUUGUUCAUAUCUAUCUAUCUAUUUUAUCUAUCUAUUCUAUCUCAAAAAAGAAUUUUUCUAUCUAUCUAUCUAUCUAUCUAUCUUCUAUCAUCUAUCUAUCUCAUCCCAUCUAUUUAUCUAUUUGACCAUCUAUCCCAUCUAUCUAUCUAUCUAUCUAUCGUUGCUCAUAUCUAUCUUUUUUAUUAAAUCUAUCUAUCUUUCUAUCUAUCUAUCCAUUCUAUCUAUCUAUCUAUCUAUCUAUCUAUCAUCUAUCUAUCUAUUUAUGAAAAUAUCAUUAUCUAUCUAUCUCAUCCUUUUCUAUUUUAUCUAUGUAUCUAUUUAUAUUUUGUUUUCAUCUAUCUAUCUAUUUAUUUAUCUAUCUAUCUAUCUAUCUAUCUAUCUAUCUAUCGCUGCUCAUAUCUAUCUAUUUCUAGCUGUUCAUAUCUAUCUAUCUCAUUUUGUCAAUAUCUAUCUAUCUAUCUAUCUAUCUAUCUAUCUAUCUCAUCCUUUCUUUCUUUCUUUCUUUCUAUCUAUCUAUCUAUCUAUCUAUCUAUCUCAUCCUAUCUAUCUAUCUAUCUAUCUAUCUAUCUAUCUAUGA
Molecule: messenger RNA, 951 nt
Organism: Acanthosepion pharaonis
Lineage: Eukaryota; Metazoa; Mollusca; Cephalopoda; Sepiida; Sepiidae
Source: the annotation of a GenBank genome assembly